CCGGUCUGUUCUUUCUUCAUUCAGUGACAGUCAGUGGAGUUUUUUCUAAAUGCACAUCGUACUUUAGUCUGAUAAAAUGUCACAGCAAGUGCAAGAACAAGAUCGUGUUCAUGCACUUAAGAAACGACAAGAAGACGACGAGGACAAUGGCGUUGGGGCGAAAAGAAGCAAAAGUGAAACUAGCUGGGAGUCAUGCUUGGAUCAACCCAUGGAUUCCAGUGGUGUCCAUGAAGUUGUCAAGUACGGUGACUCACAUCUCCCAGCGAGAUACUAUGACCCAGACACCACUGAGCCCAUCAUCGGUGGUCUGCAGACAAUGGAGGAGCUAUUGUCCUGGAAAAGGAGUGAGGCUCACCCCUUUAACGUGUCCACUGUCGCCUUGUCCCCCAGAGACCCGCCCCUGUCCCACUCCCCUUUAAGGACACUGGUCUCCCACGACAUGAUGGGAGGGUACUUGGACGACAGAUUCUUACAGGGCACAGACUCGGCACUGCCUUACUCCUUCUACCACUGGCACCACAUCGACAUCUUCAACUACUUCACCCACAAUAUGGUGACCAUCCCCCCAGCCGGCUGGACCAAUGCCGGGCACAAGCAUGGGGUUCUGGUGCUGGGCACAUUCAUCACUGAGUGGACAGAAGGGGCUAAAGUGUGUGAGGACUUCCUGAAGGAUGAGGAGUCGUACAGGGCAGUGGCAGAUAAAUUGGUGCAGAUCUGUCACUGCUAUGGCUUCGAUGGAUGGUUGAUUAACAUAGAAAAUGAACUAAGUGCCUCUGCAGUGAAGACCAUGCCUCUCUUCCUGAGAUACCUCACAGAGCAGAUCCAUGAGAGGGUGUCUGCGGGGCUGGUGUUGUGGUACGACAGUGUGGUGCAAACAGGAAAGCUCCACUGGCAGAAUGAACUCAACCAGAACAACAGGCAGUUCUUUGACGUGUGUGAUGGCUUCUUCACUAACUAUAACUGGACAGAGCAGAAUCUGGAGUGGAUGAAAGGCUACAGCGCGGUGCAGGGCAGACAGGCAGAUGUCUACAUUGGGGUGGAUGUCUUUGGUCGAGGAGACGUAGUGGGGGGAAUGUAUGACACCAACAAGGCAUUGGAGCUGAUCCGAAAGCACAACUUUUCAGCAGCCAUCUUUGCUCCUGGCUGGGUGUACGAGACUCAGGAGAAGACAGAGUUCAGACACAACCAGGACAAGUUCUGGGGUCUGCUGUCAGAUCACCUGCCUCUCCACAGACAUGUCUCCUCCCUCCCCUUCACCUCCACCUUCUGCCAGGGCUUUGGGAAGAACUUCUACUGGAGAGGAAAGAUAGAGAGUGAGAGGACCUGGUUCGAUCUGAGUGCUCAGCAGAUACAGCCUCAGUUUUACACCUCUAAAGAGGGCCGGGCCUGGCUGAAGACUCGAGCGUGUCCAGAGCAUGUGUGGAGUAGGGGCUCGUCUCUGCUGCUGGAGGGGCUCAUCCCUGCAGAGCACACAGGGACUGUGGCUGCACGAGUCCUGUCUCUCCACGUGCCCAUGGCCUCCUCCACCCUGCUCUGUCUGGUGUAUAAAGCCUCCCCUGGAGUCUCUGUGUCUCUGGAAAACACCAUACAGCAUCCAAAUGAGGACAAAUUAACGAGUGUGUCUCCUGUGUCUCUGGAUGCGGGACAUGAUCUAGUCUCACAGUACACUCAGCUGUGUAGCCUUCACAAUGAGAAGGACUGGACUGUCACGUGUAUCUUACUGGAGGCACAGGGCUGUUCUCUCAGGGAGGUGUCUGUGAACAUCAGCAGAGAAGGAGAGCCUCAGGACACAGCCUUCUCCUGCAGAUUAGGACAGAUCACGCUGGUGGAUGCCUCCAGUCUCCAGCUUCCUGCAGACCGCAUAGAAGGCCUGUGCAUCUAUGAUGUGGUGUGGUUCCGUGGCUCCUCUGCAGACUCCCACCCUCCCGAGGUGCUUUUGAACGCCACACUGCGCUGGCACUUCAAACCUGAGCUAGCCUCUCACUACAGGGUGCACUGGAGGAGGCUGAGGGGCCCGGACCCCCGGGUCACAGGUGGGCCUCUGGUGUUGGUAUCCCGGGCGUACUCUCACAUCUUCAGGCUGAGAGAGCUGGUGGUCCCUGCUCCUCCCGGCCUGCUGGAGGUGCUGGUGGAGCCUGUGCUGAGGAGUGGGUUUGUUUUGCCCCAGAGCCAGUGGGGUCGGGUGCAGCUCAGCUAUUCCCAGGACCAUACAGUGGGGAGCCAAUGA
This is a messenger RNA of Periophthalmus magnuspinnatus, 2227 nucleotides long. It is a transcript of the gene engase, whose product is annotated as endo-beta-N-acetylglucosaminidase. Gene Ontology annotation, cellular component: cytoplasm. The record is from RefSeq and is a predicted model, not a curated record. Gene Ontology annotation, biological process: protein deglycosylation. Gene Ontology annotation, molecular function: mannosyl-glycoprotein endo-beta-N-acetylglucosaminidase activity. NCBI's taxonomy places the organism in Eukaryota, Metazoa, Chordata, Actinopteri, Gobiiformes, Gobiidae. Bases 77 to 2227 code for a protein of 716 amino acids. The transcript has 14 exons.